AUGUACGAUACGAUGCGCUCGGAGGCACGCGGCGGACUGAGCCGCAAGGAAGCCGCCGACCGUAUGGCGUACGACGAAGGACCCCGCACUCCCUGCCGCAGACCUCGUGCGCGCGCCUCUCCACGCAUAAUACCAUCAAACAGAAAACAUUUUCUCAUUGAAUUUUGUGCCAAUAAUCCAAUAUAUUGUAUCCAACAUGUGUCCAAUGUGCAAGUGUCUCUAGCAGAGCAACCGCCUGUCACAUCUCAUCUGCGGGCCAUUUCCUGUUCAGACGGGGAUCAGACGUGGUCUUUAAAUAUACCAUACAUGCACAGCGAAGACGAAGAACAUUUUGUGUACGCCCUGUUGUACGUUAGACAUAGUGUCCGAGGAGAAAAAUAUGGGGCGGGGGCCCAGAAUAGGAUGGGGUCAACGAUCUCCGAGGCGCCGUCUGCACCGCCUUCACAAAUCUUACAUUAUUUAGCAAGAUCCAUGAUAACUGCCAUACAGUCACACCGCUCUUACAGCCAUUACUGUUUGAGAGGGAUACUCAACACAUAUAAUGUAAUGGAUCCAGUUAUUGACAAUGAAUGGCUGGGAUGUAAGAAUGAUCCGAUCGAUGAACCACCAACAUUUGGCAACAUAGCAAGGAGCUGGCAGUGGAGGGAGAGAGGAGUCAAUGCUCCAAACUCACCAUCAAAUAAGACAGUACUUGAAAAUGUGGCCGAGGAUGUACUUGUACAAAAACCUCUUAAGAUACGAUGUUGUGACCUACCAGGAUAUCCGAGAUCCACAUUUCUUAUGGUAUUUAGCCCGGAUGGUACCAAAGUUGCAUCAACACAUGGGAACCACAAUGUCUAUGUAUCAGAACUAGCUAGUGGGAAACAUGUGAGGAUUUUGAAAGGUCACCCUCGGACACCGUGGUGUAUUGCUUUCCAUCCAUCCCAUCCUCAACUAAUAGGAUCCGGUUGUCUUGCGGGACAAGUUAGAGUGUGGGAUAUAUCAAGUGGUGGCAGUGAAGUAUGGAAUGUGAGGAACGAAACUGUCAUAGCUUCGAUAGCUUUUCAUCCAAGGGUACAAUUGUUGGUGAUUGCUACAUACAAUGAGCUAUACUUCUGGGAUUGGAGCCAGCCAGCACCAAUGACUAAAGUCUCCACCAAUAACAUCAAUGAAAAAGUCAGAUACGUAGCAUUCGACUCACUUGGCUACAAGUUAAUAACGGGCAUAUCGUUGAGUGCUAUAAGGGGUGGUAUAGACGCGACUGUCCUUCAGCACGCUCCUUCAAAUCCCCAAAAUAACAGCAACCGGAGUCUUCAUCCAGAUGACAACGACGGUAGUAAUAGACCAGAUACAGCGGGAGCGACCCAGGACGUUAUAGUGAACUCAUAUCAGUACCUGGUACAGAGAUACGACAGCCUUGUAAGGAAUUAUCAGAGGCUGUUCAUGGUUAGAAAUCGUCUGGCCGUCACACCUCCGCCUAAUACGACUGAUAGAGGAACUGAUCCAAUGGAAACAGACCCGGCUCCGGAAGCAAACAGUUAUACACGCGUGGCUCGCUCCUAUACAGCCACAACACAGAUAGAUGACGAAAACCAAAACUCGAGUACAAGUAAUAGUAAUACCGCAGAAGACAACGCUGACACUGCUGAAGAAGGGAGUAGUGCUCUUCUGAAUCUAGACGCACUUUCCUUUGAUAGGGCACCUCCUGGGGAGAGAAACAUGUCAAGACUGGAACUUGCAAUAUUCGGUGCACGGCCGUCAGCUUUUCAUCCUCUCACCAACGAAAAUCCCGGAAGAUCUUUCAGAACGGUUGAUCAAAAUGAAAGAGCCUCUAGACUUUUGCCAAAUCCUUUUUCAAACACAAACGGUACACCGCGGCCCAGCCGGGUUUCUUUCGCCAGCAGUCCAUUGACCCAACAAUCAAAUAACGACAACGCACCAAAUGCUUCCCGUACUAGUAUUUUUACGUCUUACAGACCAAAUUCUCCAUCUGUGUUGGAUUUAUCGUCGCGCAGGUGGAGUGGUAAUCGUAGAGUAUUUAUCCCAAGGCCCAAUGACUCACAAGCGUCGAAUAGCAAUUCCUCUACAAGAUCGCGUCAGGAAGAUGCUACUUCAAAUACCACAAAUAGAAACACAGCAACGAAUACUAAUGCAUCUUCACAUUCAAAUUCUAUUCCAAAUACAUCUUUAGAUAAUAAUUCAUCAUCCAAUGGCAAUACGCCUACAAAUACAACCCCUCCUUCAAAUAAUGCAACGAGAAGAACGUCAUCACCACCUCAAGGCUCGCCAGUUGACGCGCAGACCAUUAACGAAAGUCUAGAUUUAAUACGAGACAUUCUCAGAGAUUCCGGAACGAGAUUGUUAAACCUUAUCACAAACAUGUCUGCGUCAAGUCUACCUCACGUAGGUCCGGAAGUUCCGAAUAGACGAAUCAAUAUAAGAGCCCAUUCAGACGAUAGCGGUGAAAAUGAAAGACCGAGGGGAGCACGACCACGAGUUCGGUUAUUCAGCUCCAACUUGCAGCCAGAAAUAUUAUCGUCCAGUUCAGAAUCCGAUAGUGACCAGUCUUCAGAAGUAAACAUUCUUAGGACUCCUAACACGACGUUCAGAGAAGAAGAUUCGAGAGAAGAAUCGUCUCGAACUACCGAAAUGCCAGGACCGUCUAACAGAUCAGCGCCUCCCUCUGAUAGAGCAGACUCGGAAAACGAUGACAAUACACCCAACACCGGCCGUGAUACUGAAGGUGUUAGUGUAGCAGCAAGUGGAAAUAGUAGUCGAAAUCGACCGAGGACUCAAAAUAAUGAUGCAGGCGAAGGUCCCAGCACAUCAAGACACGGGUCUGAUGAACCAGAGAACUUAGCUCAGAACAAUUCAAACUAUUUCGAUCCUAAUAGACCUUCCACAAGUGGAAAUAAUAUAUGGACGAAUGGGGCCACAGUGCCACCGGAAGAGGCAUUCAGAAAAGUUCGGGGCGGUGUGAACGCGUUACAGAAACACACUACGCAACUCACUAAUAUGUGGGUACGUGGGAACCGCACGACUAUGCGUGAAUUACGUACCAUGUGGGAGAAUUUGCGGAGACGAAUCAUAAUGUUACAUAGGGAAACCGGUCGACAAGACUUACCUAACUAUUACACGAGAUCUCUUUUAGAAAGAUGUAUGAUGUUGACUGAAAUGACAGGAGAAGCGAAUCGUAAUGCCACAAGAAAUUAUAGAUCACAAUCUAAUAUGCCUUAUGAGCCUAGGCCGAGUACGUCCAGAGCUGUUCCGGAUGACAAUAGACCUUCACUAUCAGGAAGAUCUCCAUCAAAGAAAACACCCCAACGAUCCUUAUCUUCAUUACUAUCGAAAAGACUUCAAGCUGCCUAUUGUAGAUGGCGGCCAGAAGACCGAAGACGCAACCCGAUCUCGAGUCGUAUGUCUCAAAGAUAUCUACACAGACCACGUAGGGAAUAUACAAGGUUAAUAGAAAUAAGUGCGACAAGGCAUGAAAUUCGCAUGCGAGCUAUGCAAGUGUUGUCCGUUAUGUUCAAUAUGAUGAUGUUGUGUUUAGAGGAGCGAGGACUGAGUUCGCUGAUCAUAAAUAUGUUACGUACUCUAAAAAAGGCACUAGCAUUGACAUGUUUGAUGCUUAUGACAAAUAGGUACAACCCACGCUCCAAUAAUAACGAUUCUCCACAGAGAGUUGAUUCAAUGAAUGUUAUACGUUUGCAAAACGUUGAUCAUACCGGUCCUGUUAAUGUAGACGGACCAGAUGAAUCCCCGCAUCAUUCAAUAUCCAGCGAAACGGAAGAGGAUCGUCAAAAUAAUCCAACCAAACGUUUAAAACGUGAUAGAUCGUCUUCGACUACGCAAUCUGUAGCUACAGAAAAUCCUGCAACAGAUGACGCAACACCACCGCCCGCACCCGCUAACCAAGAACCAACACAAAGAUGGAGUAAUCGGUUAGCGGUACAGAUUGCUGCUGCUAAUCGAAAUACUUCAAUGACCGCUAGAACGAGACGAGACUUGUACGUAGAAAGCAAGAGACAAAAAGCAUUACAUAGAACAAAUCCGUUAGCCCAUCCGCUAAUUAAGAAGAAGGUUCUACCACCAGUAUCCACAUAUAGAAUUCCUUCAUUGCGUUUGACACCUCGAAGGUUAAGUGUCAGGAAUAACGCGUCAAGAGCUAAUCCAUCAAAUGGAGAACCAAUAGCUGGGCCGUCUGGAAUUCUUUCCGGUACUGGAACCGUUCGCGGCGGACCGUCAAGGCUGCCUCCGGAAAUGAGUAAUGAGUUUGAACACAGAAUCAAUUUGAUAAGAAUGGCCCACAUGCAAGCUGUUAGACUACGUAAUGCUGCUAGAAGUAGAUUUCGACGUUUGCAAACCAUUCGUCUGUAUACCCCGUCUUCGGUACGAGAGAUGUUCACGCUGCAGCCUGAGGGUGACAAUUCCCACGAAAGCCGACCCUUGCAGAAUAAUUCUGAACCCUCCAACCGGCGGUCGUUCACGUCAUAUGACUACAGGCCCCAUAUACUGACCCGGGAGAGAAUCUUCUCUAGAGGAGCUGCGAACAGACCUUCAGAGGAUUCGGGACAAUUUCACGCGGUCAUCAGCAACACGGGUGUACCGCUGAUGCAGGUCAGCGACCUCAGCAUCAGCAACCAAGACGGUCAGGGCAACCAGAACCAACGGCUGCCGAGAAUCCAUGAAUACUUGCAACCGAUUAUUUUGGCCCAAAAUGCUAUGGUGGUUGAUGAGGAGAGGGGUGAGGAUGGGCCCGGAGGUCCGGGAGGGGGAGGAGGGGGAGGAAACGGGGGAGGAGGAGGUCUGGGAGCCGCCAGGCGAAUGGGGGGAAUGGCGGGUUUACUGGACGCGGGGAUCAUAUCGGAAGCAUUACCCGCGUCCUCACAUCGCGUACAAGCGUGGGACUUCACGACCGGCGAUACACCAGAUAUCUCCAAUACUACGAAAAACGUGGUGGUUCAACGCUGCCGUAUUCACAAUGACGCGAGCAUCGAUAUAUCCAAAGACGGCAGGCUUUUGGUCGCUCUCCUACCAGUACCGCGGCUCAGGAACGCUAACCAUUGGCUUGGUGUAUAUUCCUUGGAGUGGUCCCGUCUGGGUCAGUGCCUGCAUACAGCGGUGUUGGAACAGAACGCUGUUUCAGUGGCACUAUCACCAACAGCAAGACAUUUGGCCGUAGGUCUUGGUUCCAGAAGAUUCACAUCGGCUGCACACAGUAGGAACAAUGUGUUCGCACUGCUUUACAGAUUGGACCCACUUGAGAAUUCAAGCCGCACCGGUUUAUCACCUAUCAAAGAAUUGGAACAGACUUGGGAGCAUGGCUUCACGAGCCUAAAUUGUCUCCGCUGGGCCCCACAACCUGGCCAAGGACUGGUAUACGCCAAUAAUACAGGACAAUUGAUAAUUAUGAGCUAA
Molecule: messenger RNA, 5400 nt
Organism: Danaus chrysippus (African queen)
Lineage: Eukaryota; Metazoa; Arthropoda; Insecta; Lepidoptera; Nymphalidae
Source: the annotation of a GenBank genome assembly